Closterium sp. Yama58-4 is the source of this 378-nucleotide messenger RNA. The record is from the annotation of a GenBank genome assembly. NCBI's taxonomy places the organism in Eukaryota, Viridiplantae, Streptophyta, Zygnematophyceae, Desmidiales, Closteriaceae.
AUGCCGGCUAAAGCCACUCCAAAAAAAACGGCCAGAGCUCCCGAAGGGAUUAAGCAACGCAAGCCGCACCGCUACCGGCCGGGAACAGUGGCACUAAUGGAGAUUAGGAGGUACCAGAAGACCACGGACCUCCUCCUUCGCAAGCUUCCCUUCAUGCGCCUUUGCAAGGAGAUAUCUCAGACGAUCACCACAAUGGACGUGCGAUGGACUGCUACCGCCGUGCUGGGGCUGCAAGAGGCAGCAGAGGCCUAUCUCGUGAACUUGUUUGAAGACGGAUUGCUGCUCGCCAUACACUCCAAGAGAGUCACUUUAAUGAUUCGAGACAUCCAACUGGCUCGGCGAAUCAAAGGAGGGAAAAACCCCUUGUACCCUGCUUAA